Messenger RNA from Drosophila willistoni, 4152 nucleotides. RefSeq lists its product as uncharacterized. Gene Ontology annotation, cellular component: plasma membrane. NCBI's taxonomy places the organism in Eukaryota, Metazoa, Arthropoda, Insecta, Diptera, Drosophilidae. The transcript is spliced from 14 exons. The record is from RefSeq and is a predicted model, not a curated record. Bases 27 to 3842 code for a protein of 1271 amino acids. Gene Ontology annotation, molecular function: protein binding.
GUCGUCGUCAUCAACAAUAAGUUAAAAUGCUGCCUCCGAAACCUACCGAUGCCACAAAAACCACAGGGGGAGGUGGCGCCCGUCACAAACACUGCCAUCAGCAGCAGCAUUUACUGCUGCUACGCCAACUUCAGCUGCAGCUUCUCCUUCUGCUGUUGCUGACCACUUUGGGCCUUGCCUGUCGUGUCUCGGAGUUUUCAUGCAAGGGCAGCGGUAAUAGUGGUAACAUUUGCGUACCCCUCGACAAGUAUUGCGAUGGACGAACCGAUUGUGCGGAUGGCAGUGAUGAGCCCAAACAUUGCUCUGUGUGCAAUCGUACAUAUUACGGCGACAUUGGACGCACCUAUUCCAUAAAAGUGCCAACACCACAGUGGAAUAAAAUGCCCUUCCUGUGUCACUUGACAUUCACAGCGUCCGGUCAUGAUCAAGGCGACAUUGUCCAGAUCAUAUUUGAUGGUUUUACUGUGGGCCGCUUUGAUGAGGGCAUGGUCGAUACAGAUGUGGAUGGUUAUGAAACGAGUCUAAGCCCCACCGGUGAGCUGCCUGGUUGUCCUGAAGGCUUUAUGCAGCUCAGCGAAUUGGGAAGACCAUUCACUGGUGGCUCCUGGUGUGGCAAGGCCACUGGACCGCAAUUGUAUUUCAGCGAAACAUCCACGGUGACAGCUUCAGUAAAGGUAUUCCAUCCGCCACGCAAUAUACGGGAUGAGAAGCCUUUUGAGUUCAGCAUCAGAUAUAAAUUUAUAAGCCAGUCCGAUGCAGUUGUGAGGUAUGGACUGCCUGAUAAACCUCUUGAAUUGGGACGUGUCACACCUGGCACCUAUUGUACACGGCAAUUCGAUGAAUGCUAUCGUAACAAGUGUCGUCUGCAGAGUCCAAAUUAUCCUGGUAUGUAUCCAAGGAAUGUUACUUGCUAUUGGACCAUACGACAAAAAGAAGUUCCUACAAGCAAACAUGCCAUGAUUGCUGUUAGCCAAGAGAAUCAACACAAGGCCUUAGUAAAGCGUUCCAUUGCCAGUUUUAAUAAGACAUCGCGCUCCAUACGGGCUUGGUCGGAUUGCACGGGCGAACGCGAUCAUUUAAUAUUUUAUGAUGGCAGCUCAACAAAUGAUCCCGUUUUGGCCAAGUAUUGCGGCGGUGACUGGCUACCACGGGUUGUAUCACGUGGUCCUGAAAUGCUGGUGGCUUUUCAUUCAAGCCCCUUCUCGGCACCUCUACAGCAGGGUAUACCGAAUCGUGGCUUUGAACUGGAUGUGGAUAUACUUUUUACCGAUUCCGAUUCAUAUGAUUUUGCCCAGGGCACAAAGAAUCUCUGCGAAUUUCACAUCAAUGCCUCCAAUCCGGAUGAUGUGCUAUUCUCUCGCCGCGGCCGUAUGGGACGCAUUGUGAGUCCGCGUCACACGCUUCCGCCAAAUACAACAUGCACGUACCACUUUCACGGAUAUCCUGGUGACCUGAUUUGGUUAUCGUUCACCAGCUACAAUCUGCAGAUACUGCAGCAGGCGAUACACGACAACAAUACAUUGGGCAGGAGCGAUCUUCCUCCUUGGAUAACCCGUCUACGUAUUUGGGACAGCUAUGGCACAUAUGUACCAAUAAAAUCGACAAGCUCCACCACUGGACAACCCCCACCACCGCCUCCUGUUGCCUCCUCAGCGGAUGGGGGCAAGCCAACACUACUCAAUCAAAGUAAUUAUGGCAGUUAUUACUAUAGUGCCAGUAAUCCGAAAUUGAAUCGCAAUUUGCGCGUCAAUAUUGAUAAUGCCUGGAAUCCAGUGGACACAUAUAUCUAUGGACCGACCCAGUCGAGUGUCUUCAAUCAAGAGAAUAAAUACAGCGGCUAUCAGGGAGGAGGUGGCAGCGGUGGUGGUGGCGGCGGCGGCGGAGGCGGCAGUAAUAAACAAUUAAAUAGCGUAAAGGACAGUCUUAACUUUAUAUCAUCGGGAAAAUCAUCAAAGGACACAAAUGGUGCGUCGGCAGCUGCCGUUGUCAGUUCAGAUAGGAAUAAUGCUGUCGCAUUGAUAAGCUCCAAGGGCAAAAGGCGUCUUAUGCUUGAGAUUUACGAUUACGAGACACCAAAAUUGUGCGAUCACACGGCCAUUGGUAGCAGUGCAAUGGGUGGCAGUGCCUUGAUUGGUGGCAAUAAACAGAGGCCAUGUAGUCCAUUGGAAAGUUAUGUGAGCACUGGUAGAGAUUUGAAAUUGGAGUUCCAUACGCAUACGGGUACCGCCCUGUUUCCCGCACAGUUUGCUUUAAACUAUGAAUUCGUUGAUACGGAACAAGGCGGCGAAUCGUGGCCAGGUCGUCGCGGAGAAGAUCCAGUUCCACCACUCUGUUCGCGUGUCUUCCGUAAACGCAAAGGCAACAUACAAGUGCCACGGAAUGUCUUUCUCUAUGGCAGAGGCGGAGCAAAGAAUAUAACCUGUCUGUAUCGCUUCGAGGCUGGAACCUCUGAGCGGGUUAAGCUAGUUCUGCACAAUGUAUCCUUUGGUGAGGGUACUACCUGUAAUACGGAUUCGGAUUUGCAUACGGGUCGACCGCGUUGCAAUCAACUGGAUCCCGAGGGACGCAUAACCGAGCUGCGUUUGUACGAUGUGCCAUUUAGGGAUGUGAAAAUCCAACUCGGCUGCUUUUGCGAUAAUUCAAGCACUUUGUAUAGCAAUGCCCCAUUGACCUUCCAAUCGCACUCACGUGUCAUGGAGCUCACGUUUACCGUGAGUCGAUUAAAUAUAUCCGAAGAUUUUGCCGAUGUCUUCUUCUCGGCAUCGUAUGAGUUUAAACGUCAACCGGAUUGUCGCAAGCAGUUAAAACUUAAAGGAGCCGGCGGCGAAGAUGAUCUGAAAUAUCCAUUAAAGACCCAGGACGCAAGCUGUGAGGGAUUAGCGUGGUACAUUGAAGCACAAUCCUCGGAGCGUUCGUUGUUUGUGCAGACGUGGGGCGCCUAUCUGCCAGUUGAUCCCACUUCGGAAGAUGCCAUGCGCUGUCAUACCAAAAACCGCUUUAUAAUCUACUCGGGCCGACCACUUAAGCCCAUGCGAGUUGUGUGUCCCGCCCAGAGUGGGCCGAGGCCCACAUCAUUGCAUAUAUUCUCCGAAGACUGGACCAAUGGACAGCCGCUAUUCAUGAAUAAACCCAUCAGCCUGGUAUUAGAGCCCAUACUCAAGGAGCCCGGCGAUAUAGCCUUCACAUGGCUAGAGAUACAUCGCACUCAGAAUGCCCUGCUGCAGCAGUUGGACCUGCAUGUUAAUACAAGCGUAACCACAAGCCUGGGCAUUGGCACUGGAACGGGAACGGGAACGAAAACGAGCUCCAGUGGGGGAGGCAGUGGCGGUGGAGUUGUGGGCACUGGAAGUGCCGGAGUGGCUGGUGCCAGUGGGCAGGCCCAAGGACCGUCUCAGCCCAAUGCAAUGGCUAACGAAACUCUGAACGAAUUUGGUUUUUAUCCCAAGGAAUCGGAUUGCGAAUACAAAUGUCCUGAAAUUGAUGCAUGCAUUGCGGCCAGUCUUUGGUGUGAUGGUCAUCACAACUGCCCCAGCGGCUUUGAUGAAUCGGAAGAGGAAUGUGGCACUGCUCGAAAGUUACUUGAAUUACCUGGCGGCGUAUUUGCCGCCCUUGGAUGCAUUGCUGCCGCUUUGACAGCAUGCCUCAUAUUCUGUAUGUUUGGUCUAAUGCGUAAGAGAAAAAAGUCGGUGGUGCAAAAGGGCGGUGGAGGCGGCGGAAUGGGCGGUGUUGGUGUCGGCUUUAUAAAUGGUGCCAGCAAUGGCAAUGUGUCCGCUGCCAGUAUUGGCACUCUCAAGAAGGGUGACUUCAAGAAGGAUGCAUUAUUCAUCGAUCCAGCCUCCUGACACGGACUACAGCCGGUCGAGUACAUACAUGUGGAUCGAGAGACCACUGUGUGAUAUGUUGAAGCCGGCUGUGGGUUAGAUCAAGAGCAGGGAUUGCAACUAAACUGGAGAUUUUGAAGGACUUGAUGAACUAAUUAAUAAGUGGAGUGGAAUUUUUUGUAAACGCUUAUGCUGGGACUAAACAGAAAAAGAGAACUAAAUUGAUAUGAGUAAUGAUUAGAUGUGAGAAACGCCAGCAAAAGGUAAGAUAGAACAAAAGUAGUUAUAUACAUAUACAUGUAUGUAUGUACGUGUAAACAAUUGGGUUUUA